AUGAAACUCCAAAGUGCCGCCCUUGCGCGCUUAUCCCCCCGACUUGGCCGACGAUGGCAAUCAAGUGCAACAUCGCACCGCCCAGCUCCUCUUGCUGGUAUUACUGUCGUUAGCCUGGAACAGGCAAUUGCUGCGCCCUUCUGCACACGCCAAUUAGCCGAUCUUGGAGCCCGUGUCAUCAAAGUUGAACGACCAGUAGUGGGAGAUUUUGCCCGCCAAUACGACAGCCGUGUCAAUGGCAUAUCCUCCCAUUUCAUGUGGACCAACCGCUCAAAGGAGAGUUUGGCACUGGACCUCAAGAAUGAGAAAGAUCACGGAGUUCUCAUGAAGCUCCUCGAACGAGCCGACGUGCUAGUCCAGAAUCUGGCACCGGGCGCAUCAGCACGGUUGGGGUUAUCGCACGAUGCAUUAAAAGAGAAACACCCUUCUUUAAUCGUCUGUGACAUCUCAGGAUAUGGCCAGGAUGGUCCCUAUCGGGAUAAGAAAGCCUAUGAUCUUCUCAUCCAAAGCGAAGCAGGGAUGCUCUCUGUCACGGGCACCGGGAAAGAGCCAGCGAAGGUCGGGAUCUCUAUUGCCGAUAUCUCCGCCGGGAUGUACGCCUACAGCAACAUUCUUUCAGCGCUACUGCAGCGCGGAAAGGAUGGACAGGGUUGUCGAAUUGAUAUUUCCAUGCUGGAGAGUAUGGUUGAGUGGAUGGGCUUCCCGAUGUACUACACCUUUAACAAUGCGCCCGGGCCAGUGCCGGCCGGUGCGUCCCAUGCUGCCAUAUAUCCAUAUGGACCCUUUGAAACAGGCGAUGGACAAUCCGUCAUGCUCGGCAUUCAGAAUGAACGCGAGUGGGUCAAUUUCUGCAACGACGUUCUCCGUCAGCCGGAGCUGGCCACGGAUGCUCGAUUCUGCAAUAACUCGCUGAGAACACAGAAUCGUGACGUGCUGAAAGAACUUAUAUGCACUGUUUUCGCAAGCUUAACUGCCGAGGAGACUAUUGCUCGCCUUGAUGCAGCUUCAAUCGCUAAUGCGAGCGUCAAUGACAUGCAAGGGGUCUGGAAACAUGCUCAGCUCAAGGCUCGCGACCGAUGGACUGAAGUUCAAACCCCAAUAGGUCCGGUGAAAGCUCUUCUUCCUCCCGGUUCUACUAAGUCGGGCGAUGAGGGUGGCUAUGGGGCUCAGAUGGGAUCGGUUCCUGAGGUUGGAGAACACAACGAGGCAAUUCUGGCAGAGUUGGGAAUAUCCCGAUGA
This is a messenger RNA of Penicillium odoratum, 1239 nucleotides long. RefSeq names its product CaiB/BaiF CoA transferase family protein. The transcript has a single exon. The record is from RefSeq and is a predicted model, not a curated record. Bases 1 to 1239 code for a protein of 412 amino acids. NCBI's taxonomy places the organism in Eukaryota, Fungi, Ascomycota, Eurotiomycetes, Eurotiales, Aspergillaceae. Gene Ontology annotation, molecular function: catalytic activity.